This is a messenger RNA of Telopea speciosissima, 1203 nucleotides long. RefSeq names its product protein trichome birefringence-like 42. The transcript has 6 exons. Bases 1 to 1203 code for a protein of 400 amino acids. Gene Ontology annotation, cellular component: Golgi apparatus. Gene Ontology annotation, molecular function: O-acetyltransferase activity. NCBI's taxonomy places the organism in Eukaryota, Viridiplantae, Streptophyta, Magnoliopsida, Proteales, Proteaceae. The record is from RefSeq and is a predicted model, not a curated record.
AUGACCGACGCAAUCCCGGAAAGACAAAAAGAGUCAAGGGCCGGUGCAGCCAUCAUUUUGCAAAUGGUUGUGCCUGGGUGCAGAAAACCUGAGGUUGCUGCUGUGAGAAACAUGGGUUAUGGGUUUGAUACCAAUUUCAUUUUAGUUGUUACUUUAGUUGUACUGCUGAUCUCUUCUUCAUGUCUUCACCAUGUCUCUACUAAAUUAGAGCCGAGUAGUAGAUGUAAUCUCUACCAAGGUAGUUGGGUGAAUGAUUCAUCUCCUUUCUACAACUCAUCUAGCUGUCCAUUUAUCGGAAAGGGAUUUGAUUGCCAGAGGAAUGGAAGGCCAGACAAGCAUUAUCUCAACUACAGAUGGAAACCCACAGCCUGUGAUUUACCAAGGUUUAAUGGCGAGGAUUUUUUAAAGAGGUUUAAGGGGAAGAAAAUCCUCUUCGUGGGAGACUCACUAACCAAUAACCAGUGGCAGUCUUUGAUAUGCAUGCUUUACACCUCAGUCCCACAUGCAACAACAAACUACAACAACAACAAAAAAGGCGCAGAAAAUGGAGGCUUCUCCACGUUUACCUUUCCAGUCCAUGAAGUAUCCGUGAAUUACGACCGCAAUCUGUUCCUAGUUGACCUAGUUACUGAAAAAAUCGGCCGAGUUCUCAAGCUUGACUCUAUCUCUGGAGGUGAUCCAUGGAAGAAUGCUGACGUGUUAAUCUUCAACACCUGGCAUUGGUGGUUUCACACUGGAAGACUACAACCAUGGAACUACAUUGAAGACGAAGGCAAGAUAUACAAAGAAAUGGAUCGUUUGGUUGCAUUUCAGAAAGGAUUAACUACAUGGUCCAAAUGGGUAGACUCCAACAUCAAUCCAAACACAACCAAAGUCUUUUAUCAGGGCAUCUCUCCAACUCAUUACAUAGGUGCGGAGUGGAAUGAAAGGAAAGAGAUCUGCAAGGGGCAAACAGAGCCUGUAAGUGGGUCGAAAUACCCAGGUGGGUCAAUUCCUGGUGUAGAUGUGGUGAAGAAUUUGUUGAGUAAGAUGUCAACGCCGGUUGAGUUUCUUGAUGUGACGACCUUAUCGCAGUUGAGGAAAGAUGGACACCAAUCUGUUUACAGUGGUGAUCCGAAGAGUUUGGAUUGCAGCCAUUGGUGUCUUCCUGGUGUUCCUGAUACCUGGAACCAUCUAUUGUAUGCGUCUUUCGUCCUAAAUUGA